Saccostrea cuccullata (small rock oyster) is the source of this 1483-nucleotide messenger RNA. RefSeq lists its product as uncharacterized. The transcript has 3 exons. Lineage: Eukaryota; Metazoa; Mollusca; Bivalvia; Ostreida; Ostreidae. Bases 112 to 738 code for a protein of 208 amino acids. The record is from RefSeq and is a predicted model, not a curated record.
UAUAAGUUGUCUUUCUUGCAAUUUAAAAACAAAAUGGCUGUGAACAGGUGCGUCCAGGUAGACUAAUUUUUGAAUGCUGUUUCGCUGCUGAUUUUCUUUAAUUUCAACACAAUGGAGUUAAAAGUGCUUUACGCAAUAACUUUGUUAUUUAUUGGUUGUCCUCUCUCCGCAGCUUUACUGUGCUCUCAGUGUUAUUCAAUGACAGUCAGAAAUCAAAGUAACAUGGACCCGCUGUUCCAAUCUGUGGCCCCGAGUCUCUAUAGUUCCCAGUGUGGGGCAGAGUACCACCGUGCACUCGGCGUCACUCCCCAACCAGUGAUGGGCUCGAACCAGCAACCCGUCCUGCCCACCACGUGUCAGAUCAUGGCAGUGGCGGGAACUAACACCGAGAUUCGGUGUGGUUUUUACACUGGAUACAUUGAUGUCACCACCCAUAGCGGAGAGGGUAGAGCCUCCUUAAAUGUUUUCUCCAUGACCUGCUUUAACGUGGAUGUGAACGUAGAAUGGCCGUGCAAGGCUAGAGAGUUUCCUAUACCUGGAGACCACCGGCACUUUGAUCUCAUCCUGCAGAACAAAUUUAGAAAUUUACUGAAACUAACCAGAUUUGUCGGCAGCGUGUGCUACUGCCGCCGCCCUGACUGUACUGACGUCACUAAUGGCAGUUCCGAAACAGUUCCAUCAGUUGCUCUCAGUUUGCUAUUGAGUGUUUUAGUUCUCUUUAGAAAAUUUUAUAUCUAAAUAUAUUUUUUUACAAUUUUUAAGCGAAAAUGUUUUUUAAAAUGCUCAUUUUAUUCAAUUUAUUGCAAACUUUUAUUUUUUCAUCAAUUACACUGUGUCAUAAUCUUGAGCCAACAACAAAUUGCAAGGAUAUGUGUUUUUCAUCUCAUAACUACCUUGCAUUCUUAACUACCCAAUGAGUUGUAUAAAAUACAGAUUGUUACUAGAAAGAAUUAUAUGUGAAAAGUGAUGUAGAAGAAAUCUACAAAAUAUAUGACAGAUUGCUGAUUUUUUUCUUCUUCAUAUUUCAGAGUUUAUACAUGUUUUUGAAUCUCAAGUGUACUUAGUAUAUACUUGUAAUUGUAUGGUAUUGGUAACCAAUAUCAGGUUUAUUUUUAUUUGUCUAAUGUUAGGGGAAGACUUGAGGAUAUAUGUAUUCAGAAAUCUGAGUUCAACUUGUAUUAUUAUACAUGUAUAUUUUUCAGCAUUUGUAUGUGCCAUUUAUUUGUAUAAACUGUUGGGCAUUUUUCUUAAUGUGUCCUACCCUGUUCUUGAUGCAUAUUUGGUAUUUUUAAAUAUAUUUUGUGCAAUUUUACAAUGUCAUAUUAUUAAAUAUAUUCUUUUUUAAAUCGGUUUUACAAGUUGUUCCCCUGGAUAUGUAUACACAACUUUUCUUCCAUAUAAAUGUUAUAUCUUAUUAUAUGUCGUAAAAGGUUAUGAUUAAUACAUUAUUAUGAUAUACCUUGACUUGGAAUAAAAAUAUAUC